GCUUUUGCAAGUAAGUGAAUAUUUGAAUUCAGUGGACAGAGAGACCCACAGAGGUUUCCACAUGUUAGUAUACAUGGGUACCGAAAGUUAAGUUUUGUCAGAGGCCCUUCUACCACAUCCAUAGAUCCAUCCUAGCAGAGGUCACAGAUCACAAAAAGCCUGCAGAAACAGGAAAUCCAACUUCCUGAGUCCACCACAAAACACAGAAACCUGUUUCCUCUACACAUCUCAAAUUGGCAAAGUUCUGUCUUAGCACAUUCAGUAUAGAAGCAGCCAUCCCAAAGGCUUGAAGGAAUUUAUCUUCAAAUUUCACAUGAAUUUUUCUUUGUUGUUUUAAUCUGUUGAGAUGAAGGGCGCAAAAUUAUUUUUCCUGCUUUCAAGUUUAUGGAAUGGGGGCAUUGGGCUUAACAACACUGAGCAUUCUUGGACUACACCUGAGGAUGAAAACUUCCAGAAGAAUGUGGCCUUUUCUUCAGUAAAUAAAAAACAAAAUCUCCGAAUGCAGUCAACUUCUCAGAUCCCAUCUGCUGAGAGAGUUAUAAUACCUGAAGCCAGAACUUCUGAAGAGAAUCCUCUACAAUCCUUGCUGCCUCCCUCUGAGACAAGCAUCCUCCCUGAAGGUACGAGAAACCCAACACUAACACCCACAGGGAAGACAGAAGAAGGGGUGGUGGGGCUUCAAAAUCUUACCCACCCAACUGAGUCCAGCAUCAAGGUCAGCCCUGGAGCAGAGAUGGUCAUUCUUUCUAAUUCCACCCUGAAAUUUCUUCGGAGCUUUGCCAGAAAGUCAAAUGAACAAGACAUCUCUUUAAAUUCAGUUAGAGGCAUGGGAAAUCGAUCGCCAAGAGAAACGUACCUCAGCAGAGGAGACAGCCCUCAAAGUCCACGAUCCAGCUAUCAAAAGUCAAGUUUUGAAACAACUAGAGGAAAGAACUGGUGUGCUUAUGUACAUACCAGAUUAUCUCCCACGGUGAUACUGGACAACCAGGUCACUUAUGUUCCUGGUGGAAGAGAACCCUGCAGCCGGACCAUUGGAUCCUGUCCCUACACAUCCCAGCAGAGAACUAAUCCUGUCUAUAGGAUGCAACAUAAAAUUGUCACCUCAUUGGAAUGGAAGUGCUGUCCUGGAUACAGUGGACCAAAAUGUCAGCUAAAAGCUCAGGAACAGCAGCAAUUGAUGCACAGCAACCAGGUUGAAAGUCACAUAGCUAUUGACAGAGGAACAGUCGAGCAGCCUCAGCAGCAGCAGCAGCAGCAGCAGCAAGACUGUGGUGACUCAGCAGUAAUACAAAAAAUGACUGACCAGAUGAACCAGCAAUCCAUGAAAGUGAUGCUUCUGCAGAAGAAAGUUGACAAUAUUUCUUUGGCUAUGGAUGACGUAAGGAACACAUAUUCUUCCCUAGAAAGGAAAAUCAGUGAAGAUAAAGGCAGGGAAUUUCAGUCUUUUCUAAAAGGUCUAAAAUCCAAAAGUAUUAAUGAUCUAGUAAAGGACAUAGUAAGAGAACAAUUUAAAGUCUUUCAAAAUGACAUGCAAGAGACUGUCGCACAGCUCUUCAAGACUGUGUCGAGUUUGUCAGAGGACCUUGAAAACACCAGGCAUAUAAUUCAACAAGUUAAUGCAUCUGUGGUUUCAAUAACAGUCCAACAAAAGUCUAUUUUAAUGCCAGAAAAUAGGCCCACAGUGACUGAUAUAGUAGAUCUAAAGAAUCACAUUGUGAAUAUCAGACAAGAAAUGACUUCUACGUGUGAGAAGCCUAUUAAAGAACUAGAGGCAACGCAGGCUCGUUUACAAGGUGCUCUAGAACAGGAACAUUCAAGGGGCAUUCUGUACUAUGAAUCCCUCAAUAAAACUCUUUCCAAAAUGAAAGAAGUACACGAGCAGCUUUUAUCAAAUGAACAAGUGUCAGACCAGAAGAAUGCUACAGCUGCUGAAUCCGUCAGCAAUAAUGUCACUAAAUACGUAUCAAUUCUACAUGAAAAGAUAAACAAGCAAGGUUUGAUGAUGCUGCAGAUGUUUGAUGAUUUGCACAUCCAAGAGAGUAAGAUUAACAAUCUCACUAUCAGUUUGGGGAUGGAGAAGGAAUCUGUCAGGGUUGAAUGCAAAGACAUGCUAUCUAAGUGCAGAAAUGAUUUUAAAUUUCAACUUAAAGACACAGAAGAGAGUUUACAUGUGUUAAACCAAACAUUGGCUGAGGUUCUCUUUCCAAUGGAGAACAAGAUGGAUAAAAUGAGUGAGCAACUAAACGAUUUGACAUAUGACAUGGAGAUCCUUCAACCCUUGCUUGAACAGGGAGCAUCACUCAAACAGACAGUGACAUUGGAACAACCCAAGGAAGUAGUAGUUACAAGGAAAAAGAUGGAAAGUCUGAUAAGUGCUGUCAACAGUCUACAUUUUCUGAUCAAAGAACUUACAAAAAGACACAAUUUACUGAGAAAUGAAGUACAGAGUCGUGAAAAUGCCUUAGAAAGACGCAUUCAUGAAUUUGCCUUUGAAAUGGAAGAUGGCCUGAAUAAGACAACAACUAUUAUAAAUAAUGCCAUUGAUUUUGUUCAAGAUAACUAUGUGCUAAAAGAAACUUUAAGUACUAUUAAGUAUAAUCCUGAGGUCCACCACAAAUGUAACCAAAACAUGGAAACCAUUAUGAGAUUUAUUCCUCAGUUCCAACGUUUAAAUGAUUCUGUUCAAAUUUUGGUCAAUGACAGUCAGGGAUAUAAUUUUGUUUUGCAAGUUGCCAAGGCCCUUGCAGCUAUUCCUAAAGAUGAGAAAGCAGAUCAGUUCAACUUUCAAAAUAUUUCUCAAAUGUUCAAUGAAACCAUUUACCAAGUGAUGAAAUAUCAGCAAAACAUGAGUCAUUUGGAAGAAAAUAUACUCUCAGCCACCAAGAUUUACAAAAACUUUGAAACUCGAUUGCAAAGCAUUGAAUCUAAAGUGAGUCAGACACUCAUUCCUUAUUAUAUUUCACUUAAAAAAGGCAGUAUGACUGCAAAUGAGAGAGACCAAGCUCUUCAACUACAAGUAUUAAAUUCCAGAUUUAAGGCCCUGGAAGCAAAAUCCAUCCAUCUUUCAACUAAUUUCUCUUUGCUUAACAAAACUCUCCAUGAAUUUUUUACCGUGUGUUGUAAUGCUCCAACAAGCGCAUCACAACAAAAUGCUGCUGUACUUAAGUGGAUAAAAGGUUCUCUGCCACAAAAUCAGCUUCCUCAGAAAGGUCUGACAGAAUUUGUGGAAUCAAUAAUUGAAAUAAAAACUCAAGCUGCCCUAUCUAACUUAACUUGGUAUAUAGAUCGAUUGUUGUCUGAAGGUCUGGCAAAUGUUGUCAAGUCUCAGAAGCAAGUAAAAUUGCUGAAGAAACCUAACACACUUAAGAAACCCACAGUAAAUCUUACGACCGUUCUGAUAGGCCGGACUCAAAGAAACACAGACAACCUUGUGUAUCCUGUCACAGAGGAGUAUUCACGCUGUAGCAGAUUCCCAUGCCAGAAUGGGGGCACGUGUAUAAGUGGGAGAACAAGCUAUACCUGCGCCUGCCGGCACCCUUUCACUGGUGACAACUGCACUAUCAAGCUGCUGCAAGAAAAUGCUUUAACUCCAGAUUUUUCCAAAGGAUCUUAUAGAUAUGCACCAAUGGUGGCCUUCUUUGCAUCUCAUACAUAUGGAAUGACUACACCUGGCCCUAUCCUGUUUAAUAAUCUGGAUGUCAAUUAUGGAGCUUCAUAUAACCCAAGAACUGGAAGAUUCAGAAUUCCAUAUCUUGGGGUGUAUGUUUUCAAAUAUACCAUUGAGUCAUUUAGUGCUCAUAUCUCUGGAUUUUUAGUGGUUGAUGGAGUAGACAAGCUUGCAUUUGAGGCUGAAAAUAUUAACAGUGAAAUACACUGUGACAGAGUUUUGACUGGAGAUGCCUUAUUAGAAUUAAAUUAUGGGCAGGAAGUGUGGUUGCGACUUGUUAAAGGAACAAUUCCAGCCAAGUUUCCCCCAGUUACCACGUUUAGUGGUUACUUGUUAUAUCGUACAUAAGCUAGUAUGAAAGAUACUAUCAAUUUCACUGAGAAACAGUAAGUAAUUUUAUUAUCUUUGCAUGAACAUCUCAUCUAUCUGGGAUUUUCUACAUUAAACAAAAACCAACUUUCUUUCUAAACUUAGUAAAGCUAUAUAUUUGUUUAUUUCACAAAAUGAUCUCAGUAUAUCUGUCUGUGGAGAUGUUCUUGCUCCCAAAGAAACUUAGCGGCACAGAGAAGAGCAUCUGUUAGCCCAACUAACUAUUCUUACUUUUUUCCUUGAUUUUAAGUCAUUUCAAUGUAUUGUACAAUGAUAAUCAUACAAUAUUUGCAGUCAUGGUACCCUUAAUUUUUGUUACAUUCUAUGUAUAUAAAUAUAUAACAAACAUUUCCUGAUUUAAUAAACUCAAAUAAAUUACUAAAAGA
Messenger RNA from Marmota monax (woodchuck), 4422 nucleotides. It is a transcript of the gene Mmrn1, whose product is annotated as multimerin 1. NCBI's taxonomy places the organism in Eukaryota, Metazoa, Chordata, Mammalia, Rodentia, Sciuridae. Bases 347 to 4015 code for a protein of 1222 amino acids. The record is from RefSeq and is a predicted model, not a curated record. Gene Ontology annotation, molecular function: protein binding; calcium ion binding; extracellular matrix constituent conferring elasticity. The transcript has 9 exons.